Molecule: messenger RNA, 2191 nt
Organism: Paramecium octaurelia
Lineage: Eukaryota; Ciliophora; Oligohymenophorea; Peniculida; Parameciidae
Source: the annotation of a GenBank genome assembly
AUGGAAGCCUUAUAACAAAUAUUAAAAACUUAGGGAACUAAUGUAACAAUAAUAGAUCUGGAAUUUAAGUAUCAUUUGAUAUCUAUGACAAUAGAUCAAUUGAAAGUUUAGAGGAAUUAUUACCAUAAUUAGCAAAUUUUAGCAAUCUAAAAGAGGUAUAUUGUAAAUGAUAUAUAUAGCUUAAUUUACAUGGGAAUCGUUUGUCGUACUUGCCUGAUGAUUUAAGUUUGCUAGAUACUGUUGAAGUUCUUGAUAUAUCUAAUAAUAUUUUCUCUGAUGUAACUCUACAUGUACAAUUAUUUUAGUUAGGCUAAGUAGUAGAUGCUUUGUCAACGAUGCCCAAUUUGAUUCAUCUUGAGAUUACAUUGUCAUCAAAGGAGGAGGAACAAUACAUUUUAGAAUGCCUUACGAAUCUCCAAAUUUUGAAUUCUCAAAAAGUGAAUGGAGAUUAGGAAGGAGGCGAUGAAACCUUAGAAUAGUAAAGUGAACAAUAAUCUGAGAGAUCCAUGAGUGCAGUUUAAGACAUUACACUUUAGUAGUAUGAUCUCGAAUAGAUGGCUGUAUUAUGAUGCAUAUCGUUAGAUUUUAUAUGAUAGCAUAAGAGAGUACAAGAAAGAGGAUCAAGAAGAUAAACAAUUUGAUCAGUAAAUUAGAGCCAUUAUGCUUGAUCUUCAAUCGAAGUUAAAAUAAAACAAUCCUGAUCACUUAACUAAUCUUAAUAUUUUAACAGUAAUCCUCAUAAUAAUCUUAGGCAAAAUUUAACUUAUAUGAAAUCUGCUUUAAAUCAAUUAUAAAAUACUUCAAAGCAAAUGACAAAAAAUUAGAUGCAAUCAUAACAAAAAUCCACGAUAUGCAUUUACAAAUUUUUAAUGAUAUGUCUAAUGUGAUUUCAAAUGUUAAACCAUAAUCUAAAAAUACCUCUUAAAUUAUUGAGAAUAAAAAGUAAGUGAAUCAACAACAGCAAGGUGAUAAAACAGUUGAAAAUAGAUUGAGAUUAGAGCUAUCAGAACUUUAACAAUAAAAUGCUGAAUUAGAAAAAGAAAAUAAAAGAUAUAUAGAUCUGCUCAUUAAACAUUCAAAAGGGGAUAGGUCAUCAAUACCCAAUUCAGAACAUGUAAUAAAAUAAUAAAAUGACUCCUAUCAAUCUUAGAACUAUUCAAAAAACCAUCAAUCAUCAAGCAUUCAAUAAAAUAAUACUAUUUUUUAGUCAAAAUAAUCUUAGAAUCUUAAUUCAGUACCUUAACAAGUAAAUGUUAGACACUUGACGUUGAAGUAAUUAAAAGAUGUUAUUAAUGAAAUUUAUGAAAGUAAACAGAAAUUUGAUUAGAAGUGUGCUGAUUCUAAAUUACCUAGGGAAACCAUGGAAUAACAUAUGUAUACUUUUCUAAAUUAGAAAUAUGGACUUAAAAGUCUUAUAAUAGAAUGGGCUACAUCAAUAAUAAAUGCACUUAAAAAGUAUUCAGCAGAAGAUAAUGACGUGGCUGUAUUUGGUAAAAUUCUUAGGAAUGAGUGUGAUGAAGAGUUUCGCUUUGUUUAGACCUAAGUCAAAAAUACUAUGCAAGAAUUAUUAAAAGUAUUCAUUUUCGAUAUCAAAGAUGUACCUAAGAGGAAAAUUUCCAUUGAAACACCAAGCAGAGAUCAAGGAAAUGCUCAAUCAAAGGAUAAAUGGGCAACUUUAUGAGGAAGAAGCUGUAGAUAUUAUAAAAUAUAUGUACAAUUAAGAAGACUCUGAAUUACUUCUGAACAAAUUAAAGUCAUAUUAUAUAGUUCCUUCGAAAAAUCCAGAUAGAAGAUUAACUAGAGAAGAGCAAUUAUCUUUGCUUUAAGAAAAAGAUAAAUAUAAAUUAGAAUAUUCAGUGUUUCAGAAGAUAAUAUUAGAUUUCUAACUAAAGUCACAUGAGAAAUAUUUGAAGAAAUUUAUUUUGACUUUUAAGUAAAUGGAUACAGAUGCUAAUGGAAUUAUUGACGAAGUAAAUAAUAUAAUUGAUAUUAAUAGAACGAAUUUCGAAAUUUGAUUGAUAUUCUAAAUUUUGGAGCAGGAGAUCUUGACAUCUAAAAAUAUUUGAACAUCAUCGAUCCUUAUAGUCAUCAAUAAAUAACAUUUUCAUAAUGUGUGACUCUGUUUUCUUCAGAAUCUGUGCCUGGUUCUAAUGGAUAACUCCAAAUACUAUAAAAGAUAUCAGAAUAAUGA